GAUGGGCUUAUCCUUCCCACGUCAUUCUGGUGCGGCCGAAGAAGCUCCAUGUCCAAUGCAACAGCUUUCGCGUUCAAGCAGCCGCAUGCCGCGAUUCUGGGCCGAGAUUCUGGACUGCAACCGAAUUGGGGACUGGGGACUCGUAUCAGAUUCCGGCCCAUUUUCCAAAAUUCUCACCUCUCACGCGCGUAUACUCUUAAUGUGAUGGGUGAAGCAGGUUUCACCCCACAUUAAAAUGUUGUUGAGGGGCGGUGGUUAAGUGUUUCCCCGCGACGAUCGGGACUUGCCCGAAGCCUGCCACCGCUUUAUAACCAAAUGCUUUCCCAUCGUUCUCCUCCCCGAGUUAAUCUCGAGUUCAAUCCAGACGACCUCCUGAUUCCUUCUUCCGUCUCCCAUCCCUCCCUCUCGGUCUCCCUCCUCACCACCGCUCCUCAGUUGUGUAGUGAUCCGACAGGACAGUCGCAAAGAUGGACUCGGCACAGAACGACAAGAUCACCCAAGGCGCCGACUUCAAGGGCGCCGACGUCGAUAAUGUCGAGAACAACUACACCGACCCCAACGCGCCUCGGGUUAUGAGCCCUGAGCGUCGUGCAGCAGUUGAGAAGAGCAUGAAGCGCAAGCUUGACAUGCGAUGCUCUCUGUUCGUGCUCAUCUACAUCAUGAACUACCUCGACAGAAACAACAUCGCCGCUGCCCGUCUCCGCGGUCUGCAAGAUGACCUGCAGCUGGACAACAACGAAUACGCCACCUGCCUGAGUAUUCUGUACGUCGGCUACAUUCUCAUGCAGAUUCCCUCCAACAUGGUCAUCAACAAGAUCUCCCGCCCGUCCUGGUACAUCGCCGCCGCCAUGUUGAUCUGGGGCAUGAUCUCGACCCUCUCCGGCGUCACCACGAACUUCGGAGGCAUGGUCGCCACCCGUUUCUGCCUGGGCUUCAUCGAGGCCGCUUUCCUGCCCGGUGCCCUCAUGAUCCUGUCAAAGUGGUACACCCGCCGCGAGCUCACCACCCGCAACGCCAUCCUCUUCUGCGGUAACCUCAUCUCCAACGCCUUCUCCGCCCUCAUCGGCGCCGGUGUUCUUUCCAACAUGCAGGGCGUUCUCGGCCACGCUGCCUGGCGCUGGCUCUUCUGGAUCGAGGGUGCCGUCACUAUGGGUGUCGCGAUCUCCGCCGCCUUCAUCCUUCCCGACUUGCCUACCAACUCCCGUGGCUUCACCGAGGAGGAGCUCUACGUCGCCCAGCUGCGCAUGACUGAGGAUGUCGGUGAGGCUGACGCUGACUCGGAUGACAUGGGCCCUCUCGACGGUCUUAUCAUGGCUGUCAAGGACGUCAAGAUCUACGUCAUGAUGCUGACCUUCACCGCCUACGUCGUCGGUCUCUCCUUCAACGCCUUCUUCCCUACCCUCACCCAGACUCUGGGCUUCGGCUACGUCCCCACCCUGCUCAUGAGCUCUCCUCCCUGGGCCUUCUCCUGCAUCAUCUCCCUCAUCAACGCCUGGCACGCCGAUCGCACCCAAGAGCGUUUCUGGCACAUCGUCGGCCCCAUCUGCGUCGGCCUGGUCGGUUUCGUCAUCUCCAUGUCGACUCUCAAUGUUGCCGCCCGCUACGUCGCACUCUUCCUCCAGGCCAGCUCGUACGCCGGCUUCAUCGUCUUCUACUCCUGGAUCUCCUCCUCGUUCCCGCGUCCCCCCGCCAAGCGUGCCGUCGCCAUCGCCAUGAUCAACGCCUUCUCCCAGCUCGGCAACGUCGCCGGAUCGUACGUCUGGAACCUCAAGGAGAACGGUUUCCGCCAGAGCUACGGCAUCGUUACUGCCAUGUUCGGUAUUACCAUCGUCGGUUGCUACAUCUUCAAGGUCAUUCUUGACAGGCUGAACAAGGAGCUCGAGCAGAGCGAGACGGCUGACACUGCCAAUGCCGCCAACACGGAGGAGACUGCGGUUUCGCACAAGUUGGGCAAGGGUUUCAGAUACCUUGUUUAAGCGCUACGAGUUAUUAUGUGAAGUUGAAACCAUGCGGUUUGAUACCCAAAGGAGCGAAUUGUACAUUAAAAUCUCCACCUUGCCACUCCUUUCGAGGCUCGUGUAAAUCACGGGAUGUGGCAAGACUCUAAGUUAUGUCGAUAGAAUGGAUAAAUGCCAUAAUGAAUUGAAACGCAAGAAGCGAAUCAAGCCAAAUCACC
Colletotrichum phormii is the source of this 2176-nucleotide messenger RNA. Its product is annotated as major facilitator superfamily transporter. Bases 468 to 1976 code for a protein of 502 amino acids. The transcript has 2 exons. The record is from RefSeq and is a predicted model, not a curated record. Gene Ontology annotation, biological process: transmembrane transport. Gene Ontology annotation, molecular function: transmembrane transporter activity. Gene Ontology annotation, cellular component: membrane. NCBI's taxonomy places the organism in Eukaryota, Fungi, Ascomycota, Sordariomycetes, Glomerellales, Glomerellaceae.